This is a messenger RNA of Tribolium madens (black flour beetle), 2448 nucleotides long. Its product is annotated as ATPase family protein 2 homolog. Bases 162 to 2441 code for a protein of 759 amino acids. Gene Ontology annotation, molecular function: ATP hydrolysis activity; ATP binding. NCBI's taxonomy places the organism in Eukaryota, Metazoa, Arthropoda, Insecta, Coleoptera, Tenebrionidae. The transcript is spliced from 5 exons. The record is from RefSeq and is a predicted model, not a curated record. Gene Ontology annotation, cellular component: cytoplasm.
UAGAUUUAUAUGUAAUUUUUUKAAUGAUAAAAAAGKUAUUAAACGUAAAAAAAUGAUUAACAAGAAAUAAAUCUGAUAAAACGGCCUUGAGUCCGUCCUUGACACUUGACAGUUCCUAACCUCGAAAUUUUUAAAUCUGGCAUGCACAAUAACCUCUUUAAAUGGCCCACCAAAAGACCAAAAAGGGCAACUCUCCGUGGCUUCAGUGUGAAAAAUGCCUCAUCCAUAUCACAACCAAAGACAUUGAUAAACACUCAAGUGAUUGCCCUCCAACCCCAAACAGUUACAAUUUUAUCCAAAACCACGUCCUUUUUGGAAGUCUAGACAUCAAAGUGAAUGAAGACAUUAAAGGAGUGGUUGAUAAAGACAGUUUGGUAUUUUUAAGUCAGAGUGCAAUUCAAUUAUGUGGACUUUCAAUCGGGGAAUGGGGGCUAUUGGAAUUUGAGAAUUCACCCCCUGUGGCAAAAGUGGUUUGGCCCACAACCGAAAAACACUUAACUGGGGUUUUAUUAACAAAGCAUGCACUGAAAUUGUGUCMAGGRGAGGUAAAUCAAGCMGUGAAAGUUUCAGCAAUGCCUGAAAACGCACCUGAAGCUUGGAGAGUCACUCUCGUGACGUUAAAUAAACCAAAAUCGCUUGAAUUCACCCCGGAGUUGACCAACAGGAUUCAAAAAAGCUUCACCGAGAAGUUAUUCUGUGUCAAAAACAGGAUCAGUUUGAUGUAUUUUGGAAAAGUCCUAAUUUUUGAAAUCAAAUCAAUCGAAACUGAACACUUAGCCGAUGAUUUUGGGAAUUUGACCAUAAAAGGGAGCCGAUUUUACACAAUUAUGAGUAAAACAAGUUGGAAAUUAUUCGGGGACGACACCGAAUUUGCGGAAAAGACACUCGGGAAGGAUUUAAUUUCAACAAUUGGUGGUUUGGAUGCCGAAAUCGCCGACAUAAAAGAGACAAUAAGUGCGUUUUUGAGCCCCAGGAACCCCUACGGGCUGAAGCACUGCAAAUCAAUCCUUUUGUAUGGAAAUCCCGGAACUGGGAAAACUCUCCUAGCAAGGGCCAUUUCCCGCGAUUUCCAGGCCCACAUUAUCGAAAUAAACGCCUCAGAUUUGUACAAAUCCAGCGGAAAUGUUGACGAAACGCUCAAAAAUCUUUUCGAGGAGGCUGUGGAGCACUCUCCCAGUAUCGUAAUUUUAGACGAAGUUGAUAUUUUAUGCCCCACAAGGUCCCAAAGAAUGUCAGAUUCGGAAAAACGCGUUUUUGCGAUGUUAUUAACAAUAUUGGAUAAUUUAAAAAAUCGCGUUUUUGUCCUUGCARCCACGAGCAAACUCGAYUCCAUUGACCCGGUUUUGCGGCGUUGGGGCCGCCUAGAGCGCGAGAUUGAAAUCAGUACCCCCAACCCAAAAAAUCGGGAAAAAAUCCUUGCGAAACUUUUAUCCCAAGUCGGYCAUGAUUUAUCAGAGCCGGAUUUGGCCGAGAUUGCGUUAAAUACGCACGGUUUUGUCGGGGCUGAUUUGCUCUCUUUGUGCUCCAGGGCCGGCCUUGUGGCCUCUAAACGCAAUGCUGAGAAAAUCGCCGUCGAUGAUUUCAAAUCGGCUUUGAGACACGUUAGACCAAGUGCCAUGCGUGAGGUUCAAGUGGAAGUGGCGAAUGUGCGUUGGGGRGACAUUGGGGGGCUYGAGCGUCUCAAAUUGAUACUCAGACAGGCCGUGGAGUGGCCCUUGCGACACCCGGAGAGUUUCCUUCGUCUGGGGGUGACGCCACCUAAGGGGGUMCUCAUGUUUGGCCCCCCUGGAUGCUCGAAGACGAUGAUAGCCAAGGCUUUGGCCACCGAAAGUGGGCUCAAUUUUCUCUCAAUCAAGGGGCCGGAAUUGUUUAGUAAGUGGGUGGGGGAGUCAGAAAAGGCAGUGAGGGAGGUGUUCCGCAAGGCGCGACAAGUGGCCCCCUCUGUGAUAUUCUUCGACGAAAUUGACGCUUUAGGGGGCGAGAGGGGCUCCGGGUCGAGUACGAGUGUGCAAGAGAGGGUUUUGGCCCAGCUGUUGACCGAGUUGGAUGGGGUUUCGCCCCUGGGGGAUGUCACUGUUUUGGCGGCCACAAAUCGCCCUGAUCGUAUCGAUAAAGCGCUUUUAAGGCCAGGCCGACUUGAUAGAAUUGUUUAUGUUCCGUURCCUGAUGAUGACACGAGACGAGAAAUCUUUAAAUUGAAAUUGGCUAAAAUGCCAGUUUGUAAUGUGGAUAUUGAGGAGUUGGUUCGGUCGACAAGGGGGUAUUCAGGGGCUGAGGUUAAUGCAGUGUGUCAUGAGGCAGCAAUGAUGGCUUUAGAGGACAGUCUUGAGGCGGAGUUUGUAGAAAAAAGGCAUUUUGAUAAGGCUUUAACGAUAGUAAGGCCCAGAACGCCAGAUAGUCUGAUUCAAUUGUAUCAAGAUUAUUUGAAUAAAAAAAUUUGAUUUGUAA